GUUGCAGAGUACGCGAACGUGCGGAAGCACCUGCGCUCCCUUGGCAUUUGUUUGCAAUACGGUUGUUUUUGAGUUGGGCGGCGCACCGAUGGGCAGCUAUCCAACUGAAAUGCAGAAGCUAAUCAUCGGCAGUAUUAUCAGCCUGCCGAGACUGCAGUUGUGAUCUGUGCCUAGUAGAACCGGAGAGUGCACUCUUCUGCAGUAUGCCUGGGAGCUCCGUAAGGUGGGCAUUUAACGUUCGUGCAUGGCAACCGACUCGAGAGCAAUGGCUGUACGCCUUGCGUUGUGUUCAACCCGAAGAAAAGGAACGCAUACAAAAGUUUGUCUUUACCAAGGACGCCAAAGCAUCAAUGAUUGGCAGACUUCUGCUCAGAAAAUGCAUCAGCGAACUUCGUGCCGUGCCCUACCAAGACAUAAACUUCGGUAGAAAUGACCAUAACAGACCUGUCUUGACGCAGCCGCAACUAACGGGUCAACCUUUCGAUUUCAAUGUCUCGCACCAAGGGGAUUAUGCAGUGCUGGCAGCCGACGACUAUCCCAGUGUCGGCGUUGACGUCAUGAAAACUGAGUAUUCCGGUGGCAAAACGAUACAAGAGUUCUUUGCAGUCAUGGAGAGGCAGUUCACUCCAAAAGAAUGGAGCUUCAUCGAACAGCCUGGCACUGAAAAUGACCUGCUCAGACGUUUUUAUCGGCUUUGGUGCUUGAAGGAAAGCUUUGUCAAGGCUACGGGUGCUGGACUGACUGUUGAUCUUCAGCGGUUGAACUUCACUUGCCUAACGAAAGAACUCAAGCAGGCCACGAUCACAAGCGACACACAGCUAUGUUUCGAUGGCCAACUGCUUAGCGACUGGAUAUUUCAAGAGACAAUGCUUGAUUAUGAACAUUGUGUCUGCACAGCCCUCAAGGUUGGCAGCAAGACCACCCCACCAGAUGGCAAGAUCUUCACCGUGCUGUCCUUUCACGAACUUACCAACGGAAGUCGUCCAUUUGGUCUAUCCAAUGACUCCGACUGGACCCAAUUUGCAGAAAAGUCAGAAUUUCCAAAGUGAAAUGCCGAAAUGCCCACACUAUUAAAUAUCCUGCGCACAGUUUAUUUUUUCUUUGUGUAAAUAAAAGCACAUUCAGAAAUUUUA
This is a messenger RNA of Rhipicephalus sanguineus (brown dog tick), 1133 nucleotides long. Its product is annotated as L-aminoadipate-semialdehyde dehydrogenase-phosphopantetheinyl transferase. Bases 204 to 1049 code for a protein of 281 amino acids. NCBI's taxonomy places the organism in Eukaryota, Metazoa, Arthropoda, Arachnida, Ixodida, Ixodidae. Gene Ontology annotation, cellular component: cytosol. Gene Ontology annotation, molecular function: magnesium ion binding; holo-[acyl-carrier-protein] synthase activity. The transcript has 5 exons. The record is from RefSeq and is a predicted model, not a curated record.